Molecule: messenger RNA, 2320 nt
Organism: Anoplopoma fimbria (sablefish)
Lineage: Eukaryota; Metazoa; Chordata; Actinopteri; Perciformes; Anoplopomatidae
Gene: calm3a
Product: calmodulin 3a (phosphorylase kinase, delta)
Exons: 6
Coding region: 226-675 (149 amino acids)
Molecular function (GO): calcium ion binding
Source: RefSeq, a predicted model, not a curated record
CAGUGCUGGAACCGAAGCACAGCCCACCGGCGUCGCUGGACUGAGGUUUCUUCUGGUGCAACACACGGAUACAGAUUCUCCUCAGACUCCCGACACAUACAGCCUAAUAAAGUUUGAUAUAGUUAAAGUAGCUUAUCAGAGUGUCUGCCGUCCGAGCAAGGUCAAAACAAACCCUAACAUCGGUCGUUUUGUCAUCUCCACGAAGCUUGAAACGUCAACGGGACAAUGGCUGAUCAGCUGACUGAAGAGCAGAUUGCUGAGUUCAAGGAGGCGUUCUCGCUGUUUGACAAGGAUGGUGACGGUACCAUCACUACCAAGGAGCUUGGGACUGUCAUGCGCUCUCUGGGACAGAACCCCACUGAGGCUGAGCUGCAGGACAUGAUCAAUGAGGUGGAUGCUGAUGGCAAUGGUACUAUUGACUUUCCUGAGUUCCUGACCAUGAUGGCCAGGAAGAUGAAGGAUACAGACAGUGAGGAGGAGAUCAGAGAAGCCUUCAGGGUCUUUGACAAGGAUGGUAACGGCUACAUCAGUGCAGCAGAGUUGCGGCAUGUCAUGACCAACCUAGGGGAGAAGCUCACUGAUGAGGAGGUGGACGAAAUGAUCCGCGAGGCUGACAUUGAUGGCGAUGGUCAGGUCAACUAUGAGGAGUUUGUCCAGAUGAUGACUGCCAAGUGAAGAGAACAUUGAAAUUUCUCUCAACGUUGCUUGUCCUCCUGAGAUCACUGUCUUUAAGAACCAAAAAAAAGAACAAUUAUCAGAUGAUAAACCAACUUCCCCCCAAAAUCACUGUACAAUUUAACAAUUUGCGCUUAAGUACAUCCAAAAACUUCUAAGGUAUCUGUUUAGCAAACACCAACAGAAUAAUCCCUAGAGAAGUUAAUGGACAAAGCUUUAAGAGGGCUGAAGCCCUGUACUUCAGACCAAGAUUCUGCUGAGUCACCCAGCUCCUGAUUUAAUUUAGAGGCAGGAGCAACACUGAAAAAGGCAGAGGGAUUUGGAGCCCAUGCCACAGUUGGUAUAGAGAAGUUGGCUAUUUCAUUCUUUCCAAUAUUCAACAAAGAACUCUAAAUACUGAAUUGAGUACUCUUCUUGCAUGCAUCCUUUCUGUGGUGGUCUCUUGUCACAUCAAGGAGGCUCUGAUCAGAAGUAGUGGUCAGACUGUGUACACACUGGAGGUAUAUACAUUACUAUAUAGCUAUAUAUCUGUAAAAUUUGUGUCACUAUUGAUUAUUGCAAGAGCAAAUAGUUGCGGUGUAGGGUGUUCGCUGGUGCUCGGUUGCAGUCCUAUACCUUGAAGAGUUCAGACAAGAGCGAGAGACUGAAAAGUGCUAACGUUGUUCUCCUCUUGGGGGUGAUCUGUUGUCUGGUUUUGAGUCGUGGGCUUUACAGCGUGCCUGCAGCACUGAUUGGAGAGCCUAGUAUCUGAUAUUGCUUCAGGAGGAUUAUUGUGAAAACAACACUUGAGGACUGCAGGUAAUAUAUAUAUAUUUGUUCUGCAAUGUUCAGAUACCAGAUAUCCUGUUGAUACAAUAUUGAUGUAAUGCUUUAUAAAUAUAUUCUGAAAUAUUAAUGUAUUGAUGACAAACUUUGGUCACCAAAUAUAUCCAUAUAUAUUAGUGUAUCGUAACGUUUGCAUUGCCUAUUGUCGUAGUAAAUGACCUGUGACAUGUUUUCUCUUUGGUUUUGAAAUGUGCCAUAAUACUCUAACGCCUCAACCUUCUUGCAAGACUCGUAGUUCAUUAGAAUAUAAUGCAUCAACUUAAUAUAACAACGUAUAAAAAUACAUGCAGUUGAACAUAUUAAAAAAAGGUUUUGUUGUAAAAGAAGAAAAAGAAACCAAAUGUCACUGUUGCUGCUGCUAUAAUAACUCAUAUGUUACACUCAUUUAUUGUCCUUGUUGGUGUCUGAUCUUCGAUUAGUCCAGUGAUUCAAACCUCGAUCUGCUUGCUGUUUUACGGAACAAAAUACAUAUACUGUAUAUUCACUAAAACUGGUGGUGGGGAUGACGUUGUGUUUAAUUUGGGCUGUUAGAGUCGGACUUUUAGAUAGGGAUGAAAUUGGGUUGUAGCAAAAAAUUCAGCUUUAGCAGUGAGAUUGUUUAGGUUUUCAUACAGUUGGUUUAAAUUUAAGAAGCUGGUUAGCUGAGGUUAUGAUAUCCUUGACGCAUGAAAAUUAAAUACUGCUCUGCUUGAGGCGUUUAAAUUGGUUAACUUUUGAUCCGGAUGUCGGGGAAGUGAAUGGACUGUUAACUUCUGAAGGUAUCUCAAAAAUGUAAAGCUGGAUAUAUUUUACAGAAAUCAAUAAACUGAGCUCUACUUCA